This is a messenger RNA of Conger conger (European conger), 1636 nucleotides long. RefSeq names its product forkhead box A2 (gene foxa2). Bases 149 to 1384 code for a protein of 411 amino acids. Gene Ontology annotation, biological process: anatomical structure morphogenesis; regulation of transcription by RNA polymerase II; cell differentiation. Gene Ontology annotation, molecular function: transcription factor binding; RNA polymerase II cis-regulatory region sequence-specific DNA binding; protein domain specific binding. The record is from RefSeq and is a predicted model, not a curated record. The transcript is spliced from 2 exons. NCBI's taxonomy places the organism in Eukaryota, Metazoa, Chordata, Actinopteri, Anguilliformes, Congridae.
UCAAAGACACACAUGCGCCAAUCCCUGACCAGACAGCAGACCAACGACCUGGGUACCCCGUGGUCCGAUAUCGUCUUUUAGAGGACGCCUUGCCCAUCUGCGACAGAGAGAGGCUGUUGGACAAAAUUAAGUGACUGAAACUUCCACAAUGCUCGGAGCAGUCAAAAUGGAAGGACACGAACAUUCAGACUGGAGCACCUAUUACGGAGAACCCGAGUGUUACACUUCCGUCGGAAACAUGAACGCUGGACUGGGAAUGAACACUAUGAACGGCUACAUGAGCAUGCCGGGCAUGACCACAACGUCCAACAUGACAAGCAGCUCCAUGAACAUGUCCUACGUGAACACGGGCAUGAGCCCCUCAAUGACUGGCAUGUCACCCAGCACCGGAGCCAUGAAUGGUAUGGGCGCGGGGAUGGCGGGCAUGACCGCCGCUCUCAGCCCAAACAUGAGUCCAAUGUCUGCGCAGCCUCCGUCAAUGAACUCCCUGACGUCCUACAACAACAUGAACGCUAUGAGCCCCAUGUACGGACAGUCGAAUAUCAACAGAUCCCGGGACCCCAAAACGUACAGAAGAAGCUACACGCACGCCAAGCCACCUUACUCGUAUAUUUCUCUCAUCACGAUGGCUAUCCAACAGUCUCCAAGCAAAAUGCUCACUCUGAGCGAAAUCUACCAGUGGAUCAUGGACCUCUUCCCCUUUUACCGUCAGAACCAGCAACGCUGGCAGAACUCUAUUCGGCACUCCCUGUCUUUCAACGACUGUUUCCUCAAAGUGCCUAGAUCCCCGGAUAAGCCGGGAAAAGGCUCCUUCUGGACGCUCCACCCAGAUUCGGGGAACAUGUUUGAAAACGGCUGCUAUCUAAGGAGACAAAAACGGUUUAAGUGCGACAAAAAGUGCGGCAAGGAGUCAGGCAGGAAAACGUCGGAGGGUGGAUCUAACAGCAGCUCAGAGAGCUGCAACGGCAACGAAUCCCCCCAGUCCAAUUCGUCCUCGAGUGACCAGAAAAGGUCCUUGUCGGACAUGAAGUCCGGACAGGCACUGAGCCCAGAGCACACGUCCUCACCGACUACACAAGCGCAGCACCUUCUGUCGCAGCACCACUCUGUCCUCGCUCACGAAGCACACCUGAAGCCGGAGCACCAUUACUCAUUCAAUCAUCCUUUCUCCAUUAACAAUCUAAUGUCCUCGGAACAACAGCAUCACAAAAUGGACUUGAAAACCUAUGAACAAGUGAUGCAUUACUCUGGGUACGGUUCCCCAAUGACGGGGGCACUAUCUAUGAGUUCAAUGGCGAGUAAAGCGGGACUAGAUUCGCCAAUGUCCGCUGACACUUCUUACUAUCAAGGUGUGUAUUCCAGACCCAUCAUGAACUCCUCUUAAAUUUCCCUGCUGCAGGUGGACAUUUUCCAAAUAUUUGUACAUUUGUAAAAUUAUAGUUCGGGCACAUGCAUUCCCUUUAUUUUUCAUCAUUUUUUAUUUUUCCCACUGAAUUUAGUUGUCAGGUUUGUUUAGUAAUUAUUUUGUAAUGGAUUGUUAAUAUGUGACAAAAUCUGUUGUUUCCAGGCUGACGCGGUGGUUUUUAAUACAGACCAAAAAUAACUAACUGUUGUAAAAUAAGGCUGAAGAUACCGA